Molecule: messenger RNA, 972 nt
Organism: Entelurus aequoreus (snake pipefish)
Lineage: Eukaryota; Metazoa; Chordata; Actinopteri; Syngnathiformes; Syngnathidae
Product: potassium channel subfamily K member 10-like
Exons: 2
Coding region: 487-972 (161 amino acids)
Source: RefSeq, a predicted model, not a curated record
GCAAGAAAAAGCUACACAAGAGUGAGUAUCUAAAGAAAUGUCGUGACUGCGGAUAUAUAUGUCAUGUAGAAGCUAGGAGAAAGAGCUGGUUAGGUUGUUCUGAAGGAGCAGAGCAUCCUUUUCUGUUGUUCGCUGUCCUCAAGGCAGUGCGUAACCAGUGCGUAAAGUUGGUACCAAUCGGGCGUGUCUGUGGACCCAACCCCUAAUAUGUGUGCGUGGGAUGUGCUUUGUUUUAUAGCAGCUUAAAAAGAAAACAACAAAAAAAGACCUCAAUAAGUCCAAUCGAGGCACCAGAAAAAGAAAAAAGGGGGACACCAGAGACCAGAGCAGACAAUGCGGUUGUUUCUUCUUUUGAGCUGCCGUGAGCAUCUUAACUACUGAAAGAAGAUGACUUGAACAUGCUGGAAUUUUUUUAAGCUCCAUUUAUCAUUGUUUUUCUGCAUUUUUUUUUUCCAAACCGGUGAUUAGAUUUUUUACCACAAAAAGAUGAAAUUCCCAAUAGAAACCCCGAGAAAACAAGUGAACUGGGACCCAGAACAAGUGGCGGUCCAGACCAACUUGGCCCCUCCAAAGAAGGCCCAGUCCGGAAUGGUGAAGUCCAGCCUGGUCCAGGCCAGCGUUGCCACCAUGCAGAAUCCGAUGGGUUGCGAGCCCAAGGCCAACGGUCACUGUGCACUGCCUCGCCUCUCCAUCUCCUCGCGCUCGGCCAGUGUGGUGGCCAGCAUGGAUGCCAGCUGCGAUGGCUCGACGGGUCUGGCGGCGCUCCACUCGGUCAUGAAGUGGAAGACGGUCCUGGCUGUGUUCGUGGUGGUGGUCCUGUACCUGGUGUGUGGGGGUCUGGCGUUCAGGGCGCUGGAGCAGCCGUUUGAGAGCGACCAAAAGACAAGCAUCACCAUGGAGAAGGCUUCUUUCCUGGCUAGACAUCCAUGUGUUACGCCGGAUGAACUGGAGGCUCUCAUCAAGGUGAGUUGA